Molecule: messenger RNA, 1308 nt
Organism: Quercus robur (English oak)
Lineage: Eukaryota; Viridiplantae; Streptophyta; Magnoliopsida; Fagales; Fagaceae
Product: G-type lectin S-receptor-like serine/threonine-protein kinase At4g27290
Exons: 1
Coding region: 1-1308 (435 amino acids)
Biological process (GO): recognition of pollen
Source: RefSeq, a predicted model, not a curated record
AUGGACAUCUUUGCUUUUGUAAUUUUGAAUUCCAGUUUGCUAUUUUUCUACUUUGUAUUGUCGGAUACUGGUUACAGCAUUAGUCAAAACCAAUCCCUUAGUGACGGCACAACAUUGGUCUCUAAAGAUGGAAGCUUUGUUUUGGGCUUCUUCAGUCCAGGUAACGCCACUAACCGUUACUUGGGAAUUUGGUACAACAAUAUCCCAGUUAAAACGGUUGUUUGGGUAGCAAACCGGCGCAAUCCAAUCACAGACUUGUCUGGAGUGUUGAUGGCAAACAGUGAAGGUAGUCUUGUUCUUCUCAGCAAGAAUAGGACAGUUGCUUGGUCGGUGAAUUCAACAAAAGAAGCCAGGAAUCCGAUAGUAGAGCUUUUAGAUUCUGGAAAUCUAGUAUUAAGAGAUGAGAAUGAAGAAAACCCAGAAAACUAUUUGUGGCAAAGCUUUGAUUAUCCUUCUGAUACUUGGCUUUCAGGGAUGAAGCUUGGAUGGGACUUAAGGAUUGGUCUGGAACGGCGCCUAACUGCAUGGAAGAGUCCAGAUGAUCCAUCUCCAGGUGAACUGAGUUGGGGGAUUGAACUUCAUAACUGCCCUGAGAUAGUCAUGAAGAAAGGCUCGGAGAUUUACUACCGGACAGGCCCAUGGAAUGGCAUUGGUUUCACUGGUAUACCAGACUUAAAGGAAAACCAGGUUUACAACUUCAAUUUUACCUCCAACAAGGAUGAGGUAUACUUCAUAUUCCACAAUAUUAAAAAGUCUGUAAUCUCAAGAGUAGUUUUGAACUCAACUCUCAACUUGUAUGAGCGCUACGUGUGGGUUGAAGCAAAAAAAAUAUGGAGCCUGUACUUAACUUUGCCAAAAGACACAUGUGACAGAUAUAAUUUAUGUGGUGCUUAUGGCAAUUGUAUCAUUGGUGACUCACCCAUCUGUCAAUGUGUACAAGGAUUCAAGCCUAAGUCGUUAGAAACAUGGAACCCAGAAGAGUGGUCUAAGGGAUGUGUACGAAGUAUGCAAUUGAGCUGCGAGGAUAAAGAUAAAAUUGGGUUUGUUAAAUUGGUCGGGUACAAAAUGCCAGAUACCACGUAUUCUUGGUUGAAUGAAAGUAUGAAUCUUAUCGAAUGCAAAGACAAAUGUUUGAACAGCUGUUCCUGUAUGGCUUAUACAAACUCAGAUAUUAGAAAUGGGGGAAGUGGCUGCGCUAUCUGGUAUGGAGAUUUAAUUGAUAUUCCACUGAUUUCAGCUACCGGGCAAAAUGCUAAUGGGCAAGAUGUAUAUAUUCGAAUGCCUGCAGAGCAAGGUAUGGGCCUAUAA